Messenger RNA from Didymella exigua CBS 183.55, 425 nucleotides. RefSeq lists its product as uncharacterized. The record is from RefSeq and is a predicted model, not a curated record. Bases 63 to 296 code for a protein of 77 amino acids. Gene Ontology annotation, molecular function: proton-transporting ATP synthase activity, rotational mechanism. The transcript is spliced from 3 exons. NCBI's taxonomy places the organism in Eukaryota, Fungi, Ascomycota, Dothideomycetes, Pleosporales, Didymellaceae. Gene Ontology annotation, cellular component: mitochondrial inner membrane. Gene Ontology annotation, biological process: proton motive force-driven mitochondrial ATP synthesis.
CCGACUUCAUCACGACCCGCAAACCUACCCACCACCCCGUCAAUCCGCAUCCAAUCAUCACAAUGGCAGCCGCUUGGAAAGUCGCCGGUCUCACCUACAACCGCUACAUUUCGGUCGCAUCGCGCGUCGUUCGCCGAUCCCUCAAGGAAGACAAGCGCAUCGCUGCUGAGCGCAGAGGCGAGAGCGAGCUCAGGUUCGCCAAGUGGGAGAACGGCAAGCAGGGCGAUGUCAAGGAGCUGAACGACGCUGCUCUCCAGGCCCAGGCCGCGGCCAAGGCUGCUGAGUCUGCCGCUUAGAUGCAUUGCGCAUAACGUGGGAAGUGAGGGCAGAGGUGUGAAUGUAUACAUGUACUAUCAAUGCCGAAGGAAGCUUUCUGGAGGACAGGCAAAAGCCAAUGCAUAACCUGAUUUGAGCUCACUGCACGC